Molecule: messenger RNA, 3072 nt
Organism: Sarcophilus harrisii (Tasmanian devil)
Lineage: Eukaryota; Metazoa; Chordata; Mammalia; Dasyuromorphia; Dasyuridae
Product: GH3 domain-containing protein
Exons: 9
Coding region: 186-1805 (539 amino acids)
Biological process (GO): feeding behavior; neuropeptide signaling pathway
Cellular component (GO): cytoplasm
Molecular function (GO): acid-amino acid ligase activity
Source: RefSeq, a predicted model, not a curated record
GCUGCCGAGCCAUUAGAUCUCCCUGGCUGGGCCCUGCCCUUUAAACUUCAGCUCUUUUGGUCCGGAAGAAGAAUGUUGUUUCCGGAAGAAACCCGGAAGGAUCCUUAGAAACUGGGGUUUAGGGAGGAGAUGAGACAUUCUCCGGAAUCCCAAAGGAAGUGAGAGCGCAGGGCAAAAAACUUCCCAUGGAGAUGCUGCUGCUGCUGCUGCUGCUGUUACUGCCCUUGACUCUGCUCUGGUGGCAGAAGUCCCCAAGGAUGAGGAAGGCCUGGGGCCACCGUGUGGCUUUAAGAGCCCUGGGUUGGGCCGCAGCUUGGACCAAGUGGCGCCUGGAGGAGAGCACCAGAUGCGUCCACCAGAGCCAGAAGCAGACAUUGCAGCGAUGUUUUCAGGGACCUCGAACUGCCACCUGCCCCCGGGGGGAAAUACCAGACUUGGACAGUUUCCGUAAUCAGUUCCCUCUGGUUCGGCCUUGCCUGGACUCCCACAGCAAGGCAGGGGGCUCGGAUGAGGGCUUGGCCAAGCUGCAGCAUCCACCGUUCAACCCCACCCCAUGGGAGACUUCUUUACAGGCCACAUUGCUGAGUUUCAAUUCUCUGAAGGAGACCUAUCCAGGGGCACUGGUCCCAGGAGGCACUGCCCGUUUGACCCUCACCUCCCCCUGGCCUUGCUCCCUCCCCUGGCCCUUGAGGCCCCUGGCCUGGGCUUGUCCCCCGGGGGCAGGAGCAGGGGACCCUCGAACACUGCUUCUAGCAGCUCUUGGAACCCGGGAUCUGCAGGUGCUAGAGGCCGGGACAGCAACGGAGUUGCUGGAUGUCUUCUGCUGCCUUGGGGCUGACUGGGAGGGCCUGGUGGAAGCGGUGGCUGCUGGCCAGCCAGGCUUCUCGCCCCUGGCCCCCGACCGGGCAGCGGAGCUGAAAACCGAACUGGAGCAGGGCCCCCAGGGCCUGGCCCGCAGGCUCUGGCCCCAGCUGCAGGUGGUGGUGACCACGGAUGCAGGGGGGCAAGACGUGGCCAAGGCCGCCUUGGGGGCUACCUGGUGCCAAGGGCUGCCUUUCUUCUCACCUGCUUAUGUGGCUGCCGGAGGUAUGAUUGGACUGAACCUCUCCCCAAAGCAGCAGAAGCCAGGGUACCUUUUACUCCCAGGACCUCCCUUUGUGGAACUGCUCCCAGCCUGGGAGAGGAGCCAAGAGGAAGCCCCCUGCACCCUCCUGUUAGGGGAGGCCCUGCAAGGAAAAGAAUAUGAGCUGGUGCUGACUGAUGGUUCUCAUCUCACCAGGUGUCCCCUGGGGGAUGUGGUCCAAGUCAUUGACUUCUACAAUCAAUGUCCCAUAGUCAGAUUUGUCCGCAGGCUGGGUCAGUCCCUCAAUGUCCGAGGUGAGGACAUUUCUGAAGAUGUGUUCUCCGGGGCAUUGCUCUGUGCUGUGGGGCUCUGGCCAGGGGCCAAAUUGCUGGAUUACUGCUGUGCAGAAAAUAGCCUUGUGGGCUCUUUCUCUGAUGCCUCUGCUCCUCACUAUGAAGUAUUUGUAGAACUGAGAGGAUUAAGGGGCUUGUCUGAGGACCAUCGACACAAGCUCGAUCACUGCCUCCAGGAAGCAUCCCCCACCUACAAGUCUCUCCGUUUCCGAGGCAGUAUUGGACCUGCCCAAGUCCACCUGGUGGGCCAAGGGGGCUUUUGUGAACUUCGGAAUCUCCUUUCCUCCUCUCCCUCCUUUAUUCCCUUUUCCUCCUUUCCCCCAGAGAUGCCCCGAAUCCUGAAACAUAGAGACCUGGUCCAGUUUCUGCUAAGGAGGGUGGUGUCUUGAAUGUCCUCAGGCCCCCACCUCCAUCACAGGAUGUCUUUCUCUCAUAUGUCUCUAUGGAAGCCCAUAAUCCAAGGGGCUCUCUGAUUCUAGGUGGUCACCCUAGUAUCUCAAAGUGGGAAAAAAAUCUCUUUUGGGAACCCUUGUGGUCCCAAUCCAGGCUAAGUGAUAUUAACUUUAACUGCUGGGCAGACAGUGGAGGAAGGUGCCCUUACCAGAGAUUAAAGUACCAGGAGAUAAGGGACAUUGUUCUCUCCUUCCCCCAGUAGAAUGGAUGUGGUGUCUUGCUCUCCCUUCACUGACUUGAUUUUUAAACAUAGGGGCUAGGAUAGAGAUAGACAUUGGACCUGUGAUUUCAUAUAUAUAAUAUAAGGGAUCUUCUGAAUGAGGAAACAUUCUCUGUUUCUAAGAGAGCACUGAGAGGCUGUGAUUUUCCCAGGCUCUCAUAGCCCAUAUGUGCCCGAAGUUAGAUUUGAACCUGAAUUUCCCUGCCUCCAAAGCCAACUCUCUCUAUUUCGCCACACUAUCUAUCCAUCUCUAAGAGAUAUGGUGUAAAAUCAGAGAUUAGGAAGGGUGUUGGCAAGUCAGUCUCCCUUCUCAAUCCUCUAGCAAGUUUGGAGCCUCUAAACUAGAAAUCAACCACUCUCUCCUCCCCUCUUCUCACCCUCACUGCCUUUGCCAUAAUUUGGCGGCAAUCCCAUUCCAGUUAUCCAGUCCCCAGUUCUCAAGAGUCUGUACUGACUACUGGCCAGCUAUCAUGUCGGGGUACUGUUCUCAGAGCCCUGUUACAAGAACACAUUUGUUGGAAUGUCCAAACUAGAAGGAAACUUUAGAAAGCACCUCAUUUUAGAGAAGAGAAAACUGAGUCCCAGAGAGAUUAAGUGAUUGGCUAAAAGCCACACAGCCAGUUUGUGGACAAGCCAGGAGCCAGACCCUGUCCUCUAUUUUUUUGACUAGGAAAUCAGGGUUAUGUGACUUGUUCAGGGUCACACAGCUAGUAAGUGUCAAGUGUCUGAGGGGAGAUUUGAACUAGGGCCACUGAUGCUAGUGCCCUACUGACUGGGCCACACCUAGCUUCCCCCAAUGCAUUAUUCUUUAUUUCCAUUUCAUUACUGUUGUUCCUUCUGCCUUAGUGUUAGGGGAGAAAUAACAGGGGGUGGAGGGAUGUCAGUGGGAUCAAUAAUACUAAAAGAUCAUAGGAGACCUAAAGAUGGCCCAUGCUUCCAAAGAAAUCUGUCAACAAGCCAGGAAAUAAACUGGCCUCAACCUA